ACGGAUAAGGAGAGGAAGAGACGUGUUUAAGAGAUAGUUGUGAUUAGUGAAGGCGCGUAUUGGGUGAGUCGGCAAUGGCGACGGUGGCGAGGAAGGGUAAAGUUUGUGUUACAGGGGCUGGAGGGUUUAUUGGUUCGUGGGUCGUCAAGCUUCUGCUAUCCAGGGAGUAUACUGUCCACGGAACUGUCAGGGAACCCAGUGACGCCAAGUAUGAUCACUUGAGAAAACUCGAGAAAGGGACCGACAAUUUGAAACUGUUUAAGGCUGAUUUACUGGACUAUGAAUCUAUGCGUUCUGCGAUCGCAGGAUGUGAUGGAGUUUUCCAUGUUGCCAGUCCAGUUCCUCACACAACUUCAUCAAACCCUGAGACAGAAGUGAUUGAACCUGCUGUAAAGGGCACACGUAAUGUGCUUGAAGCAUGUGUGGAUGCAAAAGUUAAGCGAGUUGUUGUAGUAUCCUCUGUUGCUGCAGUGUUUUGCAAUCCCAGCUGGCCUCAAGGUCGGGUAAUAGAUGAAAGUUGUUGGUCUGACAAGGAGUACUGCAAAGCUACCAAGAACUGGUAUUUUCUGGCAAAAACAGAAGCUGAAAGUGAAGCCUUGGAGUUUGGGAGAAGACGUGGGCUUGACGUUGUGACUAUUUGUCCUACCCUCGUUAUCGGGCCGAUUUUGCAGCCAACAGUCAACGCCAGCAGCAUGGUUCUUCUCAGAAUUCUUAAAGAAGGACUCGAGACGUUGGAAAACAGGCCACGAAUGUUGGUAGACGUACGAGACGUAGCAGAGGCAUUAGUUGUUUUAUAUGAGAAGGGGGAGGCAGAAGGAAGGUACAUUUGUACAUCGCAUACAAUGGAGACAAGGGAGCUGGUGGAUGCAUUGAAGAAGAAGUACCCUGAUUAUAGCUAUCCAAAGACGUUGAGUGAAGGGAAUGAAAAGGCGGUAAGUCUGAGCUCGGAGAAGCUGCAAGGGUUGGGUUGGAAGUGUCGGGCGCUGGAGGAGACGCUUGCCGAUGCUGUGAAGAGCUUCAAAGACGCCGGUAUGUUGGAGUGAAGGUGACCAAUCGGUCUCUUCUGGUCUCAUUAGUGCAUUGUUUAUUAUCAUCUCUCACUCUGUUACUCGAGCUGAAAACACUCCAAGCCACGACUUAGUUUCUAAACCAAUAAAAUACCAACCAUGUAUUCAGUAAUAUUCUUAUUAUACUGCUGCUAUAAAAUUUAGGUGAAGUUUCAAUAA
Cucurbita maxima (winter squash) is the source of this 1226-nucleotide messenger RNA. Its product is annotated as cinnamoyl-CoA reductase 1-like. The coding region runs from base 75 to 1043 and encodes 322 amino acids. The record is from RefSeq and is a predicted model, not a curated record. The transcript is spliced from 6 exons. Gene Ontology annotation, molecular function: oxidoreductase activity, acting on the CH-OH group of donors, NAD or NADP as acceptor. Lineage: Eukaryota; Viridiplantae; Streptophyta; Magnoliopsida; Cucurbitales; Cucurbitaceae.